UUAUUUUUCUUGCAAUUUCAGAACCGUAAAUUCCUGCGCGGCAUUUUUCAACUUCGGAAAAAUGUCGACUUUGUGGAAAUGCAUCCUUGGACCAGCUUUGUAUUCGUCUUACAAAGAAGUUGGACCUUAUGCGACAACUGUGUAUAGGCCGAAUACAGCUGAAGUCGUUGGAGAAUUGAUCGUGAAAUCGGUCAGUCUGUUGGUGACUCUGGUCAAGUACGUGACGAUUGGACUAUCACCGUUUUUUGUAUCGUACCUGCGACGAAAUGGCUACUUUUCAAAAGAGGGCAUGUUAUUUUUGGCGAAGUACUCGGCAGGCUUUGCUGUACUUUACUGUUCCGCAGUUUUUGUUCGUGGCUUCGGUAGGUUUCUCAACCGAGAUUAUUUGCAAUUUCGAUCCGUGCUUGACAAUGCCAGACGAAGUCCCGAAGCGAAGGCUCAGCUGGCGAAGUACGACUUCGACUUCAGAGGAUGGGAGGUUGACUUUAACGUGACUUGUGUAAGUCCCGGUGAAAAGACUACUAUGCCAAAAUUCGAAAACAACCGUCCUGUGAGCUGGACCGAGAUCCCAUUGUGGUAUUUGACUCAGGCCAUUGCCGUGUUUGUCGGGCGUCCGUUACUUUACCCUGGCUCCCUUGGACUGCUGAACUCUGCCAUGAGUCAAGCAUUAUCUGCGGGUCGGUAUUCCUUAAUAUCAAAGUAUAAUGCGAAGAGGUUCAAGCUGUCCACGUGGCGAGGAAAUCACGUGGACAGCAUCUUCGUUGAUGCUCGCCGUAACGGGAAACCCCAUGGAGACUAUUUGGUGGUCUGUUGU
This is a messenger RNA of Notodromas monacha, 814 nucleotides long. NCBI's taxonomy places the organism in Eukaryota, Metazoa, Arthropoda, Ostracoda, Podocopida, Cyprididae. The record is from the annotation of a GenBank genome assembly.